GGUUCUGUAGUUCUGUACUUCUUUAUUACCUAAACUCUCCCGUUACCUGUCACAGUGUCUUUAAAAGGGAGUUUACUAAAGGGUGGUAACAGUAAGUACCCAAGACUUCUCCAGGCUACAAACUUCCACAAGAUACUUUAGAUAAGAGAAUCUAACCAUAGAGAUGAUGCAGGCUACUGAAGCAGUGGUGACACAAGUUAACAGAUAUUGGCUGAAGCAGCAGGAACAACCAGAAUUUGAUGAUGUUGCCAUUUACUUCAGCAAGGACGAGUGGGGCAGUUUAAAUGAUGAGGAGAAAGGGCUUUACAAGGAGGUGAUGAUGGAGAAUUACCUGAGCCUUUGCUUUCUGGGAUGUGUCGGUGUGAAACCUACGGUUGUAGCAAAGCUUGAGCGCGGGGAGGAGCCAUUUAUGACAAGUGUUCAGGAGCAGGCGGAGGAGCCGAUUACUCUCUUUCCUGCAAUAGAUGAAUCUACAAUCUGGACAAUUAGUGCAGAACAUCAAUAUGCUAUUGCAUAUAUCAAGGAAUAUAGCAAAGAAGAGAACAAGACCACACAAUUUCACAAAAACAUUUUCCUAAAUAAGUAUAUUUAUAAUUCACAAGCAUGCUCGCCACAAACUAUUCAUCAAAAUAAGGAAACAUUUAAUUGUUCUGAACUUGUUAAAAAAUGUUUUGCUAAGAACACUCCCCUUCUGAACUAUCAGAUGAUUCACACUAUGAAAGAGCCAAUGACUUGCCCUGAAUGUGGAAAAAUAUUUGCUCGUAAAUCAAAUCUUGUUCGACAUCAGAAAAGCCACACAGGGGAGAAACCAUUCUCAUGUUCUGAAUGUGGGAAAUGUUUUACAAGUAAGGCAUAUUUUCUAAUUCAUAAGGAAACUCACAUGGGUAAAAUACCAUUUACCUGUCUUGAAUGUGGUAAAUGUUUUAGUGUGCAGCAAUCCUUUGUUAGACAUCAGAGAAUUCACACUGGAGAGAAGCCAUUUUCAUGUUCAGAUUGUGGGAAAUGCUUCAGACAGCAGUCAUGCCUUAUCACUCAUCAGAGAAUUCAUACAGGGGAGAAGCCAUUUUCAUGUUCUGAAUGUGACAAACGGUUUACUCAGCGACAAGCACUUAUUCGUCACGAAAUAAUUCACACGGGAGAGAAACCAUUUUCAUGUUCUGAUUGUGGGAAAAGUUUUACCUGCCGCCCAAACCUUCUUGCUCACCAACGAGUUCAUAUGGAGGAAAAGCCAUUCUCAUGUUCAGAAUGUGGCAAAAAUUUCCAUCAACAAUCAAAGCUUCAUAAACAUCAGAAAAUCCAUACAGGAGAUAAACCGUUUUCAUGUGUAGAAUGUGGAAAAUGUUUUGUCCAACAAUCUGAUCUUAACAAACAUCAAAAGACGCAUACACGAGAAAAACAAUUUUUAUGUUCUGAAUGUGGGAAAUGUUUUACCUGUCUCCCUAAUCUUAUUAUGCAUGAGCGAAUACACACAGGAGAAAAACCAUUCUCAUGUUCUGUGUGUGGGAAAUGUUUUAUCCAACAAUCGGACCUUAAAAAACAUCACCAGACUCAUACAGGAGAGAAACACUUUUUAUGUACUGAAUGUGGGAAAUAUUUUAGUAGCAAAUCAUAUCUUGUUAUACAUAAGGAACUACACACAGGGAAUAAGCCAUUUUUGUGCCUUGAUUGUGGAAAAUGUUUCAGUCUACAUAGAAACCUUAUUAGACACCAAAAACUUCAUACCACAGAGUGACCAUUUGUAUGAGCCAAUAGUGGGAAAUGUCAACAAUGGCAGUUUUACUCAAGCCAUCUUCCUUUUUGGUGCUGCACCAUUAGCAGGGCCCAGGCUCCACCUCCAGAUGUCUCCAGUUUUAAUAUUCUGCACAAGUAAACUGAGUCAGCCUCCACUCCAAAUAAUCAAUUUAGUCGGUAACACAAAAACAUAAAAUCAUUGGAAAAUUAGACAUUGUGUGUAAUUCAUAGUGUUUUGUUGAAAGUCAGUUAACAGUUUCCAAAAUAAACAAUCCUGUUAUUCAGUUGCA
Bombina bombina (fire-bellied toad) is the source of this 2021-nucleotide messenger RNA. Its product is annotated as gastrula zinc finger protein XlCGF26.1. The record is from RefSeq and is a predicted model, not a curated record. Gene Ontology annotation, biological process: regulation of DNA-templated transcription. NCBI's taxonomy places the organism in Eukaryota, Metazoa, Chordata, Amphibia, Anura, Bombinatoridae. Bases 164 to 1732 code for a protein of 522 amino acids. The transcript is spliced from 5 exons.